AUGGGUGCUCAACAUUCAGCAAUCAAUAAAGAACACUUGGAUCAUAUGAAAGAGAUCUCAAAUUUCACAGAACCAGAGUUAAAAAGAUUAUAUAGAAGAUUUCAAAUGUUAGAUAAAGAUGGUUCUGGUACUCUGACGACUGAUGAGUUCCUCUCCAUUCCAGACUUGGCAUUGAAUCCACUUUUAGAACGUGUACUCACUAUAUUUGAUCUCAACAAGGAUAAUGAAAUCGAAUUCUCUGAAUUUGUUCAGACUCUAUCUACAUUGUCUGACAAAGGUUCAAAGCAAGAUAAAUUAAAAUUUUUAUUCCAAGUGUAUGAUAUGGAUAAUGAUGGAUUCAUUGGUAAUGGUGAAUUGUUCCAAGUAUUGAAGAUGAUGGUUGGUACCAACUUGAAUGAUAUUCAAUUACAACAGAUCGUUGAUAAGACUAUCAUUGAAGGUGACCUUGAUAAAGAUGGAAAGAUUUCAUUCGAAGAAUUCCUUUUGAUGAUUGGAAACAACGAAGGAAUUGAAGAGAAAUUAAGUGUAAAUUGGUCUGAAUAA
Molecule: messenger RNA, 543 nt
Organism: Heterostelium album PN500
Lineage: Eukaryota; Evosea; Eumycetozoa; Acytosteliales; Acytosteliaceae
Gene: cnbA
Product: EF-hand domain-containing protein
Exons: 4
Coding region: 1-543 (180 amino acids)
Molecular function (GO): calcium ion binding; calcium-dependent protein serine/threonine phosphatase regulator activity
Source: RefSeq, a predicted model, not a curated record